Homalodisca vitripennis (glassy-winged sharpshooter) is the source of this 2454-nucleotide messenger RNA. RefSeq names its product kinesin-like protein KIF6. Gene Ontology annotation, molecular function: microtubule motor activity; microtubule binding; ATP binding. The record is from RefSeq and is a predicted model, not a curated record. NCBI's taxonomy places the organism in Eukaryota, Metazoa, Arthropoda, Insecta, Hemiptera, Cicadellidae. Gene Ontology annotation, biological process: microtubule-based movement; mitotic spindle organization. The transcript has 16 exons. The coding region runs from base 120 to 2450 and encodes 776 amino acids.
CCUGAAACCAAAAUGAGACAGAAAAUAUUCUAGGAAAAUUGAAUUGUUGAGUAUGAUAUUUUAUCAAUAAUGUGAUUUUAAUAAAUAUUACCUCUUUCAUUCUUCAUUCUAAUUGAAAAAUGACAGAUAAACUUUCAACAUAUAAAACACCGAUUUCUAUAUAUUGCCGAAUAAAACCUCAAAUUGAAGACAGUCUGCAAGAAAUUCAAGAUUAUGAAAUUAACAGAGGAUCUGUAAAGGACAUUUUGGUCGUCGCUAGUCAACAAAAUACUGCUAUAGCUGUUACUCACAAACCUGAAUCUUAUUACUUUCAUUUCUCAAGAGUGUUUGAUCAAGACUCCAGCCAAGAACUGAUCUAUAAUUCUGUGGCAAAACCAGUUGUACACAGUACUCUAAAAGGCUACAAUGGAACUAUUUUUGCAUAUGGACAGACAGGAAGUGGAAAAACUUUCACUAUCUCCGGAGAUAAGGACAACCAAGGUAUCGUCCCUCGGGCACUACAGGACAUUUUCACUCACAUCAGCACUAUUGAAAAUGAAAAGUUUGAAGUCCAGAUGUCUUAUUUAGAGAUCUACAAUGAAAACAGUAAUGAUCUUCUUAUGCCAAACUUCGAUGAGAAGAAGAAGAUCUGCUUGCGAGAGAACUGCGAUAAAGUGAUGGAGUGGCAUAACUUAAGUGUACGUCAUGUGGCAACGUUCUCAGAAGCCAUGGAAUGGGUAGCUAUUGGUGACAAUCACAGGAUAGUGUGUGACACACCCAUGAAUGUGUUUUCCUCACGUUCACACACCAUCCUCACCAUCUACUUGACGUCUCAUAUAGAGGACAGCUUGGAAGUGCGCAAAGCUAAACUCAAUCUUGUUGACUUGGCUGGAUCUGAACGUGUCCACAAGACAGGAGAAGAGGGAAUUGUCCUAGAGGAGGCCAGACACAUCAAUCUGUCUCUGCACUAUCUUGAGCAGGUGAUUGUUGCUCUGUCUGAAAGCAAUCGCACCCACGUGCCAUACCGAAACUGUACCAUGACAUCUGCCCUCCGUGAUUCUCUGGGUGGUAACUGCAUGACCGUCAUGAUCGCAAACAUUGCCAUCAACAAGGCUAACUUUGAGGAGACAGUGUCGACAUGCCGGUUUGCGCAGAGAGUGGCUCUGGUGCGCAAUGAGGUCUCAGUCAAUACAGAGAAAGAUCUGAAAGGGGAGAACAGUCACCUGAGAGACGAGAUUCAACAACUCAGGAUCCAGUGUCUCUCACUACAAGCCAAGGUUCAGGAGCUGGAACAGAAGAGUGCAUGUGAAGAAUGGCUAGCUUCGGUGCAUUCAGGAGAAGUGGCAAACCUGCGUGAGAACAUAAAACCAACACCUUCUCACACCGGAGGACUCAGCGUCCAACAACUGCAGACUGACAUCAUACAUCUGAUAGAGUGGUUUCAAGAUGAGUUGAAACAUAAGAACGGGAAUUUGCCAUCUCUCAGCUGUGACACUGUCCUCUCCAGUUACAGCACAGUUGAACCAGAUGAAGGUUUUGAACAUUUUGUAACCACUGUGGAGGCAGAGGAUGACUGGAACAAGGCUAAGGAGGCAGAACAGAAUGCUGCUGAUGCUCUCAUGACCAAUGUAAAACUCAUCAACUCUGUACACGAUGAGAUGUUGCACUGGUGGAAACAUAAUGAAAAGUCUUUGGUAAGGGAGUUGCUGUCAGGAAGAACUCUGAACAUCCUUGGGUCUGAAUCUCUUACUGACCUCAGUCUACCAGAAUCUGAUACCUCAGUCAGCUGUGUCUCCUUGAAUGACCUGCUUGCCAAACACUCUGACCUACUUAAGGAUUUUCAGCUGCUAAAAUCUAGACUUCAGUCUUCUAAGCGAAGUCUUCAACGGAUUAAACGCAAAUACAUGGUUGAAUACAAUAACUGGAAGAAGGAUGAGAAAUCUUCAGAAUUUCUAUUUGAAAUUCUUGAUGAUGGCGGCAACGAUGAUUCUCUGAAGGGAUCAGAAGACAAUAAUAAGUUAAAAUACAGUAAUAAGACUGAAUGUAAAAUUAGUGAGGUGGAAAAUACAAGCUCAAAUCUAAAUUAUGAGAAAGGUAUUUCAAAUUACAAAAAUAACAUCUUGAAAGAUGUAAUGUACAAUAAUUCUAUGUUGGGUGACUUGAACAGUACGUUUGGUGACAUCAAUGACAGCGUGUUCUCAACAUCGACUCUACUUUCUGAUACAAGAGAAGAUCUCACAAAGUCAUACUCUCCUCGCUUGGUUCGCUCUGUCCCUGAUUCUUUGGGUUCUGCCUCCAGUCAGUUUCGCAGCCGAUAUACUUGUACGGAGCGGUGGGAACCACAACAGUGGGGACGGCCACUCAGUCGUGGGGACUGCCUGUCUUCCACCACUCCGUUCCAUCUUACCGGGGACCAGGAUAUUGAUGAUGAGAUUAUUGCUUUUUAUAAAAAUAAACGUAUAACUGACUGACCUA